Rhinichthys klamathensis goyatoka is the source of this 1827-nucleotide messenger RNA. It is a transcript of the gene slc16a8, whose product is annotated as solute carrier family 16 member 8. The coding region runs from base 237 to 1604 and encodes 455 amino acids. The transcript has 4 exons. Gene Ontology annotation, cellular component: membrane. Lineage: Eukaryota; Metazoa; Chordata; Actinopteri; Cypriniformes; Leuciscidae. The record is from RefSeq and is a predicted model, not a curated record. Gene Ontology annotation, molecular function: monocarboxylic acid transmembrane transporter activity. Gene Ontology annotation, biological process: transmembrane transport; monocarboxylic acid transport.
UAUGUCAGUCACUUAAUGAGUAGGUCGGCCUAUGACUCUACUUCCGGGGGGUGAAGGGAAAUGUGUGGCUUGUACUUCUAUACUUACUUCCUUUGUGUAAUGUGGCGCAGGUGAACCAGCACAUGUUCAGUAGUGCAUCGACUGCGUAGCUUCCUUCUGAAAAAGUGUUUUGAUUCUACAGAUAAUAUAAGCAUAUCCAAAAAGUUUUGUCUUCUCUUUUGGAGGCCUGAGCCACUAUGGGAAUUAUUGUAGAUGAGAGAGAGACAGAAGGUGCCCCGGAUGGCGGCUGGGGCUGGAUUGUUCUGCUGGGAGGUUUUGUCAUCACUGGCUUCUCGUAUGCCUUCCCAAAAGCUAUAAGUGUUUAUUUCAAAGAACUUAUGCAAGAAUUUAAGUGUGGAUACAGUGACACUGCCUGGAUUUCUUCUAUAAUAUUAGCAAUGCUCUAUGGUUCAGGUCCAGUCUGUAGCAUUAUGGUUAAUACAUUUGGAUGCCGGCCAGUCAUGUUGGUUGGAGGAUUACUGGCGUCAGGAGGGAUGAUAAGUGCAUCUUUCACUAAUAACAUUAUACAGCUUUACCUCACUGCAGGUGUCAUCACAGGUUUUGGACUGGCUUUGAACUUCCAACCAUCACUGAUUAUGCUGGGGUCUUAUUUUGACAAACGCAGACCACUUGCCAAUGGACUGGCGGCAGCUGGAAGUCCUGUAUUUCUGGCAGUUCUUUCUCCAUUAGGACAAAUGCUGCUCAACCAAUAUGGAUGGAGAGGAGGCUUUCUCAUUACUGGCGGUCUUCUGCUCAACUGUUGCACCUGUGCAGCUGUAAUGAGACCCCUGAAACGUAAAGAAAGGAAAGCGAUAGCCUGUUCCCAAGAGCUCAAGGAAAUGCUGCCUCCUGAGGCUGGACAAGAGAAUAUCAUUUGUGAAAACAAUAUUGAUAAAAAGCCCACUAAAAAGAAGCUUUUGGACUUCAGUGUACUUUGUAACAGAGGGCUUAUUAUUUAUAUCAUUGCAAAAUUUAUAGUUGUCCUUGGCCUAUUUGUUCCAACUAUUCUCUUAGUCAACUACGCUAAGGACCAAGGAGUGCCUGCGCAUGAUGCUGCCUUUUUGUUGUCUAUUAUAGGAUUUGUUGACAUCUUUGCUCGUCCCACAUGUGGCAUAUUGGCUGGUUUAAAUUGGAUUCGACCCAAGAUGUCUUAUUUCUUCAGCCUGGCCUUGAUCUUCAAUGGCCUAACAGAUGUUUGUUCAGCUACAAGCACAGACUACAAGGGACUAGUUAUCUUUUGCGUGUUCUUUGGGCUGUCUUAUGGCAUGGUGGGUGCACUACAAUUUGAAGUUCUGAUGGGUAUUGUGGGAACAAGCAGUUUUUCCAGUGCACUUGGCCUAGUGCUUCUCUUUGAGGCAUUGGCUGUGCUGAUCGGACCACCCUCUGCUGGUUAUUUGGUGGACAAGUACAAGAACUAUGAACUGAUUUUUUACAUGGCUGGAGGAGAGCUGAUCACCGCUGGAAUAUUUCUUGCCCUUGCAUCAUUCUGUUUUAUUAACCAAAAGAAACACAAAGACUCACAGCAGAAACAUCAUGCUGAUGUGGUAAUCAAUCCUAAAAGAUAAACAGUGGAGAGAGCUGAAGAGAGGGACAUUCAUGUUCAAUUAAUUUUGUUUAGUUAUGUGUGUUAUUAAAAUGAGUGUUUUGUAUUGUGUGUGAGUGUGUUCAGGUUUUCCUAAUUACUAACUCUUAUGUAUAAAUUACACAAAAUAAUUCAACAAUCAGAAAACCCAUUUUGUGGGUCAAUGAGAAAUCAGGAAGAUAAUAAAAAGGAGAAAUCUUGUGCCA